Leptonychotes weddellii (Weddell seal) is the source of this 1235-nucleotide messenger RNA. NCBI's taxonomy places the organism in Eukaryota, Metazoa, Chordata, Mammalia, Carnivora, Phocidae. The record is from RefSeq and is a predicted model, not a curated record.
CGGACUGGCAGACCCGCUCCAUCCACGCCUGUAACAAGAGGACUGGAGAGAAGAGGAAGGAGAUCCUUAGCGCUCUCUAUUCGCCCAUGGAUAUUCAAGUGCUCAGCUCAGAGCGGCAGCCUUACUUCCACACACGGUGUGCGGAGGACAAUGGCGGCUGCUCCCACCUGUGUCUGCUGUCCCCGAGGGAGCCUUUCUACACGUGCGCCUGCCCCACCGGCGUGCAGCUUCACGACAACGGCAAGACGUGCAAGGCAGGGGCCGAGGAGGUGCUGCUGCUGGCCCGGCGGACAGACCUGCGGAGGAUCUCGCUGGACACGCCGGACUUCACCGACAUCGUGCUGCAAGUUGACAACAUCCGUCACGCCAUCGCCAUCGACUACGACCCGCUGGAGGGCUACGUCUACUGGACGGAUGACGAGGUGCGGGCCAUCCGCAGGGCGUACCUGGACGGGUCAGGGGCACAGACGCUGGUCAACACCGAGAUCAAUGACCCCGAUGGCAUUGCGGUCGACUGGGUGGCCCGUAACCUCUAUUGGACGGACACGGGCACCGACCGCAUCGAGGUGACCCGUCUCAAUGGUACCUCCCGCAAGAUCCUGGUGUCCGAGGACCUGGACGAGCCCCGGGCCAUCGUGCUGCACCCUGUGAUGGGCCUCAUGUACUGGACAGACUGGGGGGAAAACCCCAAAAUCGAGUGUGCCAACCUGGACGGGCAGGAGCGGCACAUCCUGGUGAACACGUCCCUCGGUUGGCCCAACGGCUUGGCCCUGGACCUGCAGGAGGGAAAGCUGUACUGGGGAGACGCCAAGACGGACAAAAUUGAGGUGAUCAACGUCGACGGGACAAAGAGGCGGACGCUCCUGGAGGACAAGCUCCCACACAUUUUCGGGUUCACGCUGCUGGGGGACUUCAUCUACUGGACCGACUGGCAACGGCGCAGCAUCGAGCGCGUGCACAAGGUCAAGGCCAGCCGGGACGUCAUCAUCGACCAGCUGCCCGACCUGAUGGGGCUCAAGGCCGUGAACGUGGCCAAGGUUGUCGGGACCAACCCGUGUGCGGACAGGAAUGGGGGUGUAGCCACCUGUGCUUCUUCACGCCUCACGCGACCAAGUGCGGCUGCCCCAUCGGCCUGGAGCUGCUGAGCGACAUGAAGACCUGCAUCGUCCCCGAGGCCUUCCUGGUGUUCACCAGCAGGGCCGCCAUCCACAGGAUCUCCCUGGAGACCAACAACA